CAGCCGCGCUCCUGCCCGCUGAGCCGCCCGCCAUGCGGCCGCCGCUCUACCGCUGCCACAACACCACCUCGGUGGAGAAGGGCAACUCGGCGACGAUGGGCGGGGUGCUCUUCAGCGCCGGCCUCCUGGGCAACCUGCUGGCCCUGGGGCUGCUGGCGCGCUCGGGGCUGGGGUCGUGCCCGCCGCGCCCGCCGCCCUCGGUCUUCUACGUGCUAGUGUGCGGCCUGACGGUCACAGACUUGCUGGGCAAAUCCCUCGUGAGCCCCUUCGUGCUGGCCGCCUACGCGCAGAACCGGAGCCUGUGGGGACUGGCGCCCGCGUCGGGCAGCUCGCUGUGCCAAGCCUUCGCCUUCUUCAUGUCUUUCUUUGGGCUCGCCUCGACGUUGCAGCUCCUGGCCAUGGCCCUGGAGUGCUGGCUGUCCUUGGGGCACCCCUUUUUCUACCGACGGCACUUCACCCUGCGCCGCGGCGCGCUCGUGGCGCCGGUCGUGGGCGCCUUCUGCCUGGCUUUCUGCGCGCUGCCCCUAGCGGGCUUCGGGAAGUUCGUGCAGUACUGUCCCGGCACCUGGUGCUUCAUCCAGAUGGUGCACGAGGAGCGCUCGUUGUCGGUGCUGGGCUACUCAGUGCUCUACGCCAGCCUCAUGGCACUGCUGGUCCUCGCCAUCGUGCUGUGCAACUUGAGCGCCAUGCGCAACCUCUACGCGAUGCACCGGCGGCUCCGGCGGCGCCCGCGCUCCGGACCUCGCGACCGCGCGGAGCCGGGCGCCGACGAGAGGGAGGCGGCCGCGCAGCCCCUGGAGGAGCUGGACCAUCUGCUGCUGCUGGCCCUCAUGACCGUGCUCUUCACCAUGUGCUCCCUGCCUUUAAUAUAUCGCGCUUACUAUGGAGCAUUUAAAACUGUCCAUGAGAAAGAGGGAACCUCUGAAGAAAUGGAAGACCUCCGAGCCUUGCGUUUUCUAUCUGUAAUCUCCAUUGUGGACCCUUGGAUUUUCAUAAUUUUCAGAACACCAGUAUUUCGGAUGUUUUUUCACAAGAUUUUCAUAAGGCCUCUUAUGUACAGAAAUUGGCCCAGCAAUUCCUGUCAAACUAACAUGGAGUCCAGUCUGUGACACUGUUUUACCACCCAGUCUCUGGUAAGCUGAGGAGUAUGUUACAUUUUCUGUCAAAGAACCAUGUUAAAAAAAAAACCAAAAACCUUACAUUUUAAAAGUUAUCUCCUAUAACAAAACAUCUAAAUGUAUUUUCAAAACUAUUUGAUAACAUCUUUAACAAUGUGCAGUCACUCUAUAUUCAUGAGCCAGUACAGUAGAUGUUUUCAUUUCGACUUGUUAACAACAACUACAAUUUCAUAUAUUGUAACCAAUGUUAAAAGUCUUAAAGUGAUGAUAGGAUGAUAUUAAUUGUUCCAACGUUUGUGCUUGGUGUCCCUAAUUUGUUAGAGAGGUCUAGAGACCUCUGGUGUCCCUAAUUUUUUAGAGAGGUCUAGAGACCUCUGGGUCUUUAUUCAAAGCCAACAGAAACACCACUGUUUACAAUUAUGUGAUGUGUGUUCUUAAAAUUUCUGACCCUAUUCAUUUCUAGUGAAACCUGAUUUGUUGACUCUGUAUUGUAAUAGCCUGAAUUAUAGAUGCUCCACAGAGAAAUGAGAUGGGGAAUACAGCCAGGUCAGGGUUUGGAGAGACCUUCCCCAGCCGCCCUCUGGAGGCUCAUGUGGGGAGGCGGUCUAUAAAUAAGUAGACACAGACAAGGUGUGACUAUGGUCCACAACCCAGAAAAGAAAAAUUAGUUUUUAUCUUUUGGAGUCUAGUUUCUUGUGUGUUAAGGUAUCAAAAUUUGGGAGUGGGUUACAAAAUGUUUCAAUUUUUGGAAAUUUCAUUUUAUAGGUUUAUCAUAUUGAUGGAUUCUUUGCAGGAGGGAUUUAUGCUUCUUUGAAAAACAGGGAUGUAUGACUUACCAGAGAGUCAUGUUUACUGCAUAUGGCUGUGUGAAGCAGCAGGGCAUUCAGCACAGAGCAAAGCCCACCCAGACUCAGCCAACCUCAACUGAUGAUGAUAGCAACAAUCUUAACAUCUACCUGUUAACAGCCACAUUCUGCUCUUUGUGGAAACCGUAAGAUCAUGUUGAGGUUCCUGAGAGCUAUGCUUUCAAAACUAGAGUAGGAUGUGGCUCAGAUGGAGCACAAGUGAGCAUUUAAUUGUACAUUUAAAUGUUUACAAAGGUUAGCGACACUACGGCCAAAAGGGAGAAGUGGGGAAGAUACAGCUGCAGCUAAUAAACCAAACAAGAAACUCUAAGCCCAGUUUGUAGGGCUUUCACCUUUGGUAAAAGAACACGUGGGGCAUGUUAGAGACGUUUCAGCCCCUCUGGGGUCCCUUUGUACCCCAGCACACUCAGACUCUGAGCUGGAGAGCGGCUACAUUUGAAUAGUCCCCGGACCCCCACUCAGCCACCCCUUCCAAAGACAAGAAUAUUUGCCUUAUUUUCAGCUUAGCAGCAACCCCAUUUUUCACCUCUGGUUUGUCUCACAGAUGUAGUAACUUGGAUAUAUAUGUGUAUUUUUUGUGUGUGUGGUAUAGCAAAACUGUGAAAUGGCCAAGUCAGGAAUAUACAAGCUGUAAUUUUAGAGUAUCACAUGACAAAAAUGUAUUUGUUUUCAAGUUUAACUUUCAUUUAUGUAUUUAAUAUGUAAAUAUGUGUUCUAUGGUCAGAGGA
Callorhinus ursinus (northern fur seal) is the source of this 2712-nucleotide messenger RNA. It is a transcript of the gene PTGDR, whose product is annotated as prostaglandin D2 receptor. Gene Ontology annotation, molecular function: prostaglandin D receptor activity. Gene Ontology annotation, biological process: inflammatory response; positive regulation of cytosolic calcium ion concentration; G protein-coupled receptor signaling pathway. The record is from RefSeq and is a predicted model, not a curated record. Gene Ontology annotation, cellular component: plasma membrane. Lineage: Eukaryota; Metazoa; Chordata; Mammalia; Carnivora; Otariidae.